AUGUCGCUCCUGUCUGCCGACGAAGACACGCCGCGCUACUAUAGCUUCAAAGAUUUUCUUUCCGAGACAGAGGCAGCCAGUUUCUUUGAGCUGACGCAUGCUGAGCAGGUGGUGAAAGUCACACACUACCUCGACUUUUUAGGCCAGCAAAAGAGCUAUGCACUUUUUAAGACAUCACCCAAGGCCUCCAUCAGCUUUGCUAAGCUGCAGAGCGACUGUGGUACUACGCGUGAUAUAUAUAGCGCUGUAGUAAGCUUCGCACUGGACGCAAAAUUAUUAAAGAAAUUAUUGGAGGGACGGACGCGUAGUGGGUUUGGUGCUUUCGGAACUGAAGAUGGCUUUUUAUCCCAAAAGAGACUGAGUUUGGCAGUCGCUGCUUCCGUGGAAGAGAUUGGCCACACGUACAUUAUCGAGCGCAACAAACAUGAGGAUGUCAGACCACCGGUUCUUAAUAGUCGCAGCUUCUUUUUUUAUUGGUGUCACGCGGAAAAGCAAAAGCUGAUAGAUAUCAAGGAGAAGCUCACAGCCCGUAAUUUGCCAGCAAACGAAAGGCGAAUGUACUGGGAGCACAUUACAAUUGUUGUUGACCGGGCGAUGUGCAAUGAUUGUAUUAGUUUUGCAAAAUGUCUCGCUCAUUUCGAAAUGGCAUCCAUUUCUAUUGAAGAUCCAGAUGUUGCACGUAUCUUUCCUCCAGCUCCCAACAUGGCCGUCAUCCAUCUUCCAAAGUAG
Molecule: messenger RNA, 729 nt
Organism: Plasmopara halstedii
Lineage: Eukaryota; Oomycota; Peronosporomycetes; Peronosporales; Peronosporaceae
Exons: 1
Coding region: 1-729 (242 amino acids)
Source: RefSeq, a predicted model, not a curated record